This is a messenger RNA of Lactuca sativa (garden lettuce), 1911 nucleotides long. RefSeq lists its product as uncharacterized. The record is from RefSeq and is a predicted model, not a curated record. NCBI's taxonomy places the organism in Eukaryota, Viridiplantae, Streptophyta, Magnoliopsida, Asterales, Asteraceae.
AUGAGGUACUUGCCGAUUGCUCCUAGACUCCAAAGGUUGUAUUUGACAAAAAAUACAGCAAAGCAAAUGACAUGGCGCUAUGAACAUCAGAAAGAACCAGGUUUGAUGGUCCAUCCAAGUGAUGGUGAGGCUCGGAAGCAUUUCGACUCAAUGUAUCCAGAAUUUUCAAGUGAACCACGAAAUGUUCGCCUUGGGCUAUGCACCGAUGGGUUCAGUCCAAAUAACUCAAAUACAACCCCGUAUUCAUGUUGGCAUGUUUUCCUUUCAAUUUAUAACUUGCCUCCUUGGAUGUGCUUAAAAGAACCAUAUGUUCAAUUAAGCAUAGUUAUUCCUGGAAAAAAGAGCCCAGGUCAAAAUAUAGAUGUGUUUCUCAGGCCGCUAAUUGACGAGUUAAAGAUGCUAUAUAUAGACAGUGUUGUCACUUAUGAUGCUUCGACUAAAUGCAAUUUCACAAUGAAAGCUAUACUUCUUUGGACAGUUAGUGACUUUCCUGCUUAUGCAAUGUUAUCGGGAUGGAGCAUACAUGGCAAGUUAGCAUGUCUAUAUUGUAUGGGAUUUCUGGCUAAUAAGGUUGAGAGAUCUAGCCCCCCACCAAUAUUAACUGGUGAUCAGAUUUGGGAGCAAGUACGACACUUUUCAACUGCUUAUGAAGGCAAACCUUUUAGAGCGAAGAAUGCAAAAUUGCCUGGUUUCGGGAUUACUCAUAAUUGGGUUAAGAGGAGCAUCAUUUGGGAGCUACCAUAUUUGUGGAAGUUGUUAAUACGAAACAACCUUGAUCCCAUGCACAUUGAGACAAAUGUGUUUGAAAAUAUUUUCAACACCGUGAUGGACACUCCAAAAAGCAAAGACAACAUGAAUGCAAGAAAAGAUAUAAAAAUGUAUUGCAAUCGAGUGCAAUGGCAUACAUGGAAGAAGGGAAAUAAGGAUAUGAAAAAGAGAGCAUCAUUUGCUUUGAGCAAAGAAAAAAGUCACGAGUGCCAUGUAUUUCUUCAAAGAUUUUUGCCUAUUUCUCUAAGAGAUGACUUACAACGCUCACAAACUACUAUUGUUGAAACCAUUUGCAAGUUGGAAAAAAUAUUUCCACCUGGAUUCUUUGACUCAAUGGAGCAUCUUGUUAUCCACUUAGCUCGAGAAGCUAUGCUUGGUGGUCCGGUUCAAUAUAGGUGGAUAUAUCUCUAUGAAAGACUCUCGAUUAAGCAUUUUCAAAGUUCUAUCUCGAAGAUUAUUCAAAAAAGUGGUCAACAGAGGCCUUUGACAGACGAUGAGAUGCGUAUUGCUCAUAAUUACAUCUUGAUCAAUUGUGUUGAGGUUCUACCUUUUUUAAGGUUGUUUGAAAAUUAUGUGAUCCAAAGCCAACCUGAUAUGGAUGAUAGAGCAUUUGAAAGGUUUAGGGAUCAACAUUUUGCUAAGUGGUUUAAAGAUCAUGUGAGUAUGAUACGAGCAAAAUUUGUAUUACUAAAGUUUUUCAACAAUCAAAUGCUAUCAGUCAACAUCUUAAAUGCCUUGCAUGAGGACCGUUACGACAUGUUAGGUCCUAUAAAGGAUACUUUGUCAAUGAUUGAGUGUGACUAUUAUGGGUUGCUGGAUGAGGUCUUGGAAGUAGAAUAUCAAGGCAUAGGGCGUUGCGUUGUAGUAUUGUUCAAGUGUACAUGGUUAAACCCUACUGAAGGGGUACGUGUGGAUCAAAAGCAUAAUUUGGUUGAUAUUAAACACAAAUCAAGGCUAAGAAAUGAAGAUCCAUUUAUCCUAGCGUCACAAGCAGAACAAGUGUAUUAUGCACCAUAUCCUGCAAUGAAGGAUUUGAAAGAUUGGUGGGUUGUCGUCAAGACGAAGCCAAGGGGUGUAUAUGAUCUACGACAAUGUGUUACUGAAGAAGAUGACGAUGAGGAUGAAGAGGACCAAUUCUUUUAA